Molecule: messenger RNA, 6013 nt
Organism: Malania oleifera
Lineage: Eukaryota; Viridiplantae; Streptophyta; Magnoliopsida; Santalales; Ximeniaceae
Product: lysine-specific demethylase JMJ17
Exons: 33
Coding region: 260-5806 (1848 amino acids)
Biological process (GO): chromatin remodeling
Cellular component (GO): nucleus
Molecular function (GO): histone demethylase activity; DNA binding
Source: RefSeq, a predicted model, not a curated record
UCUCACUGGGAAAGGACUCCGUCAAUGGGGGAAAAAAAAUCAAACAAUAAAGCCGAGUCAAUCGUCAUCAAAGCUCAAUCCACAGCUCUGAAGCUUUCCUUUUUCUCUUUCUCCGCAGAGGUACGCGUGAAACCCUAGAAUUUGGUUUCAAUGAAUUCUUUAUAGAAUCACAGUUGGAGGCUGUGUUUUCUAUUUAUUUAUAAAGGAAGAAUGAUAGAUAUAUGGUGUUUUUGGGUUGUGUAUUUGUUUUGAAGUAUUCAUGGGGAAAGGAAGACCUAGGGCUGUGGAGAAGGGGGUGUUAGGGCAGAGUUCAACUGUGGGUUCACCUGGGUCAUUGAACAUUCCUCCUGGGCCGGUUUAUUACCCUACUGAGGAGGAAUUUAGGGACCCUUUAGAGUUUAUUUAUAAGAUCAGGCCGGAAGCUGAGCCAUAUGGGAUUUGUAGGAUUGUUCCGCCCAAGAGUUGGAAACCUCCUUUUGCCCUCGACUUAGAUUCGUUUACAUUCCCAACAAAGACGCAGGCCAUUCACCAGUUGCAGGUGCGGCCUGCUGCGUGCGAUUCAAAAACUUUUGAGUUAGAGUAUAAUAGGUUUUUGGAGGACCAUUCUGGUAGGAAGUCGAAGAAGAGGGUGGUUUUUGAGGGGCAGGAGUUGGAUUUGUGCAAAUUGUUUAAUGCAGUGAAGCGGUAUGGGGGUUAUGAUAAGGUUGUGAAAGAGAAGAGGUGGGGGGAGGUUUUCCGGUUUGUGAGGACGACGAGGAAGAUUUCGGAGUGUGCGAAGCAUGUAUUGUCUCAGUUGUAUCGAGAGCAUUUAUAUGACUAUGAGAAUUAUUAUAAUCAGUUGAAUGAAGGGACUGACAAAAAUUCUAAGAGAGGAAAGCAUGGAGAGGGGAAGAAUGACCAUGGAGUUGAUUUUCCGAGCUCCAAAAGAAGACGAAAGAAUGCUGACAAUGAGAGAGUUAAAGUCUGUAAGGCAGAGAAAAAUGAAGAGCGCGAUCAGAUAUGCGAACAAUGUCAAAGUGGUUUGCAUGGAGAAGUGAUGCUUUUGUGCGAUAGAUGUAAUAAGGGGUGGCACAUUUAUUGCCUCUCACCGCCUUUGAAGCGGGUUCCUCUUGGGAAUUGGUAUUGCUUGGAAUGCUUGAAUUCUGAUGAGGAUAGUUUUGGAUUUGUGCCUGGAAAAUGUUUCUCACUAGAGGCUUUUAGGCGUGUGGCUAACCGAGCCAAGAAGAAAUGGUUUGGGUCUGCAUCUGCCUCACGGGUGCAAAUAGAGAAGAAGUUUUGGGAAAUUGUGGAGGGAACAGUGGGCGAAGUUGAAGUUAUGUAUGGCAGUGACUUGGAUACAUCAGCCUAUGGCAGUGGUUUUCCUCGUGUGAGUGAUGAAAGACGACAAUCAGUGGAGGCUGAGGUAUGGGAUAGGUACUGUGCUAGCCCAUGGAAUCUUAAUAACUUACCCAAGUUGCGAGGGUCUAUGCUUCGGGCUGUUCAUCAUAGCAUUGCAGGUGUUAUGGUGCCGUGGCUGUACAUUGGGAUGCUGUUCUCAUCAUUUUGCUGGCAUUUUGAAGACCAUUGUUUUUAUUCAAUGAAUUAUUUACACUGGGGAGAGCCAAAAUGUUGGUAUAGUGUCCCUGGCAGUCAAGCCUGUGCUUUCGAAAAGGUAAUGCGAAACAGCCUUCCUGACCUUUUUGAUGCGCAACCAGAUUUGCUUUUUCAGCUCAUAACCAUGCUGAAUCCAUCUGUCUUGCAAGAAAAUGACGUUCCUGUUUAUAGCGUGCUACAGGAGCCUGGAAAUUUUGUUAUCACCUUCCCCAGAUCUUACCAUGGAGGUUUCAAUUUAGGAUUAAAUUGUGCGGAGGCUGUCAAUUUUGCUCCUGCUGACUGGCUACCUCAUGGUGGGAUUGGAGCGGGGCUGUAUCAGCUUUAUCAUAAAGCUGCUGUUUUAUCUCAUGAGGAGCUUCUUUGUGUGGUAGCAAAGAAUGAUUACGAUGGCAAAGUGGCACCUUAUUUGAAGAAAGAAUUGAUUAGAAUAUAUGCUAAAGAAAAGACUUGGCGAGAACUGCUUUGGAAAAAUGGUAUCAUAAAUUCAUCGCCCAUGUCACCACGGAAGCGUCCUGAUUAUGUGGGCACAGAGGAGGAUCCAACUUGCAUUAUAUGCCAUCAGUACUUGUAUCUUUCUGCGGUUGUUUGCGACUGUCGGCCAUCUACAUUUGUCUGUCUUGAGCACUGGGAGCACAUCUGUGAAUGCAAACCCAGCAGACGUCGUCUUCUUUAUCGUCAUACGCUGGCUGAGUUGAGUGACUUGGUGCUUAAGGCAGAUAAAAUUGAUUUUGAGGGGACACCUCAAAGCCGAAAUUUACGAAGACAGCUUUCAUGUUCUAGCGAAUCAGCUGCUUUGACUAAAAAGGUGGAAGGUGGCCAUGUUAAUCACAUUCAACUUGCAGAUGAUUGGAUUUUGCGCUCAUGUAAGAUUCUGCAGAUGCCGUUUUCUAGUGAUGCUUUCGUGAAAGUACUGAAGGAUGCUGAACAGUUUCUUUGGGCUGGUUCUGAAAUGGAUCAGGUGCGUGACAUGGCAAAGAACUUGAUUGAGGCGCAGAAGUGGGCAGAAGGCGUAACAGAUUGUGUUUCUAAGGUUGAAAAGUGGUUGCGUCAUCAAUGCCCUGAUUCAGAUAAAGUGUGCCUUGAAUAUGUUGAUGAAUUGCUCAGUUUCAAUCCUGUACCCUUGAAUGAGCCUGGGCUUCUUAAGUUGAAGGAUCAUGCAGAUGGGGCAAGGGUUUUGAUUCAGGAAAUUAAUUCUGCUCUGUCAAAUGGCUUAGAGAUCUCUGAGCUGGAAAAGUUGUACUCUAGAGUUUGUGGCUUAUCGAUUUAUGUAAAGGAAACUGACAAAUUAGCACAAAUGAUUUCUACAGCUAAGGUUUGCAGAGACGGCAUGAGAAAUUGCAUCUCAGAAAGAUGUCCUGCUGCAGUAGAGAUUGAUAUGCUUUACAAGUUGAAGUCUGAGGUUUUGGAGCUUCAAAUUCAACUCCCAGAAACAGAAAUCCUUUUGAAUCUGUUAAGGGAAGCUGAAUCAUGUCGGGCUCAGUGUUGUGAGAUUUUAAGAGGUCACAUUACUCUAAAGAAAAUUGAGGUGCUUUUUCAAGAAUUGGAUGUUUUUCCAGUAAAAAUACCCGAGUUAGAACGUCUAAGGCAAUAUCACAGGGAUGCUGUUUCUUGGAUUUCCCGUUUUAAAGAAGCCAUAGCUAAUGUUCAUGAACGGAUGGAUCAAGAAAAUGUCAUUGAGGAGUUAAAUUGCAUUCUAAAAGAUGGGACAUCAUUGAGAAUUCAGGUUGAUGAGUUGCCUCUUGUUGAGCUUGAGUUGAAGAAGGCUUGUUGCAGAGAAAAAGCUCUGAAGGCAUGUGGUACUAAAAUGCCUAUGAACUUCAUCCAGCAACUGAUGAUGGAAGCUGCCACGCUACAGAUGCAGAGGGAGAAAAUAUUCGUUGAUGUUUCUGGGGUACUUGCAGCAGCCUUGUGUUGGGAAGAAAGAGCAAAACAUAUUCUUGCAAGUGAGGGUCAGAUGUCUGACUUUGAGGAUGUUAUUAGGACUUCGGAGGACAUAUGUGUGAUUUUGCCAUCUCUCAACGAUGUCAAGGAGGCGGUAUCAAUGGCCAAGUCCUGGUUAAAAAAUUCUAUGCCAUUUUUAGCACCCAGUUUUUCUAGUGCAGCUGCUCCAAAUUCUUUGCUUAAAGUUGAGACCUUGAAGGAGUUAGUUUGUCAGUCAAAGCUUCUGAAGAUUUCUCUGCAAGAAAGAAAAAUGAUUCAAACAGUUUUACAGAAUUGCUUGAAUUGGGAACACGGUGCCUGCUCUUUACUACAAGAUUUAGAGUGCCUAUUUAGUUUGAACAGUAUUAGCAGUGGAGCAGCCAAUGGUCUGAUCUCAAAAAUUGAACGUCUUGUUACUGCUGUGGAAUCCAUCACAAAAGAUGGUUUAUCUUUAGGUUUUGACUUUAAAGAGAUUCCAAGACUUCAAAAUGCCCAUUCCUCACUCCAGUGGUGCUACAAGGCGCUUUCAUUCUGCCCUAUAUUCCCAUCGCUUGAGGAGGUCAAUUUGUUGACAGAAGCUGCAGAACACCUUCCACUAACAUGUACCUCCACUGCUUUGUUGAGUUCAUUGCUUGAUGGGGUUAAGUGGCUAAAGAGAGCUUCAGAGUUGGUUGUUGUGCCAUGUCAUUAUAGAAGAUAUAAGUUGACUGAUGCUGAAGAAAUUAAAGUGGAAUCUCAGAUGUUGAAAGUCUCCUUUCCGGUGAUGGUUGAUCAACUUGUAAAUGCUGUUGAAAAACAUAAGUUGUGGCUUGAGCAGGUACAUCUGUUUUUCAAUCUGAAUUUUGGUGACCGUUCCUUCUCUUUAUUGAUGCAACUCAAGGAGCUUGGGGAGGCAGAUGCCUUUAAUUGUCCAGAACUAGAUAUUAUUUUAUCUGAAGUUGAGAAGGUUGAAAAGUGGAAGAUACGCUGCAAGGAUAUUGUAGGAACUUUAGUUGGUGAGACGAAUCCACUGCCUGGUGCUUUGUUAAAGAUAAAACAUUCUUUGGAUAAAUCUUUGCACAUAUAUGAGACGUCAAGAGAACACAAAGAAAGAGAGGGAUGCAUUUGCUGCUUCAUAAAUUCUGAUAAUCAGGAGUUUUUAACUUGUUCAACCUGCAAGGACUGUUACCAUUUGCGGUGCUUAGGACCUAAAGUGGAUGGCAUAAAUGAUGCAAAAGAAUAUGUAUGCCCUUACUGCCAAUUCAUUGAGGGUGGAUUGGUCCCUCGAAAUGGAGGGGGUCUUCUGAAAUCUAAAGCAAAGCGUGUGGAGCUGAAGUUGCUUUCUGAACUUCUUUCUGUUGCUGAGGAUUUCCGUGUACGGAUUGAAGAAAAAGAGAUAUUACAGGAACUUGUGCAGAAAACACUUGCAUGCAGAGCUUGCUUAACUGAAAUAGUGGAUUUUACAUUAACUUGUCUUGAUGAAGAUAUUGGGGCCACAUUUAGAAAGCUAACUACUGCUUUAAAGGCAGUGGAAAUGGGAGGCGUCUCUGAUCAUCAGGGUAAUGACAGCCUAGAGCUGGCAUUAACAAGAAACUCGUGGAAAGUUAGAGUAGAUAAAUUGUUAGAGAGUCUGCAAAAGCCCUCAAUCCAGCAGAUUCAACGGCUUUUGAAAGAGGGAGCAGCUAUAAGCAUUCCGUCUGAAGAUCACUUCUGGCAGAAACUUAUGGAAGUGAAGCGCAUUGGCAUGCAGUGGGCUGAUACUGCUAAGAAGGUUGCAAUGGAUAAUGGUGCGCUCGGAUUGGAUAAAGUUUUGGAGCUCAUUAAAGAGGGUGAAAAUUUGGCAGUUCACUUUGAGAAGGAACUGAAGCUAUUGAGAGAUCGAAGUAUGCUCUAUUGCAUUUGUCGAAAACCCUAUGAUCAGAGGGCAAUGAUUGCUUGUGAUCAAUGUGAUGAGUGGUAUCACUUUGAUUGCAUUAAAUUAUCUACGGCACCAAAGAUCUACAUCUGCCCCGCAUGUAAGCCUCAAACAGAAGAGCUUUCUACUUCACCGUUGGUAGAUGAGGAUAGGUCAACUGGCGCCAAAUUUGGAGAGCCUCAAACACCUUCUCCACAGCACAGAGAGACAAGAAGGCAAAUGAAAAACAAGACCAGUGUAGAGCAAAAGGUCCCUGUUUCCGUGGAUCACAGUAAUUUUUUAAGGUGUUCUAGUGGAAUUGAUCUUUUAUUAUGGAGAAACCGAAAGCCUUUUAGAAGAGCAGCUAAAAAACGCAUUGAACUUGAAAGCCUUUCCACUUUUUUCCAUAUACAACGGUGAACACAAACAUAGAAAAAAUGUCAAUCAUUUAAUUUAUUCAAUUGAUUCUUAUGUUCUCAGGUCAAUUAUGUUGCCUGCCUAAUAAGCCAUAAUGAGAAAAAACUUCUCUUUUCCACUCCUCUUUCUGUACGGUCAUUUUUUGACUGUUUCAUGUGCUUAAUUGCUUGUGGAACUUUUGAAAAGCAAAUGUCAUGAUGUUUAAUUCCA